UUAUAAUAGAACUAAGUAUAUCGUUAUGAUAAGUUCUUCAUUUGACGAUAAUGAAGAGGAAGAAAAACCCAAUUGUGUUGUUGUGCAAAAUUUCUUACUUGAAGUUUUUACAAAUAAAGAAGCACGUACUCACUUUGAAAGUCUCUUUGCAAACUACCAACCAAUUAAUUUUACAUACCUUCCUUCAUUUAGUCGUGUAAUUGUUGCAUUUCAGACUUUAGAAAAUGCAAAACUUGCUCAAUUAGAACUUCAUGGUAAAAAUAUAAAUGAAAAAUGUCUUAAAGUUUAUAUGAAAGAAUUACCAAAAAAGCUAGGUAGCACAUAUCUAGCUUUACCAAAAGCAGAAAAAUUAUUUUUAAUAUCUCCCCCUUCUUCUCCACCCGUUGGUUGGGAACCUGUUGAGGAACCUAUACCAGUUGUAAACUAUGACUUAAUUAGUGCUGUAGCACAUUUAGAGAUACCUGGAAAACCAGUGGAACUGGUUUCUCAAACAAGUUUAACACCUAGUAUAGUAGUUGUUGGUUGUGAAGAUCCAAUAUCAAGAACUGGUAAAAGUAUGAUCAGUAUGAGUGCUGUUCCUCCUGAAGAACUUCAAACAAAGCGACCACCUCUAAAAAAUUAAUUAUUAUUCUCUUGCAUAGAUUUAAUAUCCUAGAUUUUUUAGUUUUAAUGUCAUUGUUUUUUAAAUGUUUUGAAACUAACUUUUU
Hydra vulgaris (swiftwater hydra) is the source of this 707-nucleotide messenger RNA. RefSeq names its product calcipressin-1. Gene Ontology annotation, molecular function: nucleic acid binding; calcium-dependent protein serine/threonine phosphatase regulator activity. NCBI's taxonomy places the organism in Eukaryota, Metazoa, Cnidaria, Hydrozoa, Anthoathecata, Hydridae. Gene Ontology annotation, cellular component: nucleus; cytoplasm. Gene Ontology annotation, biological process: calcium-mediated signaling. The record is from RefSeq and is a predicted model, not a curated record.